Musa acuminata AAA Group (dessert banana) is the source of this 2630-nucleotide messenger RNA. Its product is annotated as IRK-interacting protein-like. The transcript has 2 exons. NCBI's taxonomy places the organism in Eukaryota, Viridiplantae, Streptophyta, Magnoliopsida, Zingiberales, Musaceae. The record is from RefSeq and is a predicted model, not a curated record. Bases 610 to 2400 code for a protein of 596 amino acids.
CUAGAGGACCAUGGAAGAAUGGAUAGUGACAAAUGCAUCUUCUGAUGUUGGACCAAAUCCAACAGUCUUAAAGAACAUAUAGAACCAAGUCCGAUCUUGUAACAUAAAAGCAUUUUGGUGAUUUAGGUUCUGAGAUGAGCUCAAAGCAAGAGGAGUUGAUGCAUUCAGAUCUCCAUGCCAUUCCAUGUGAUGUGACUUUAAUGUUGGUGCAUUUCUAAUUUGCAUCAUCAUGCAAGCAGCCCCUGGAGCUGCCAAGCAGAUCCAGGUCAAAGAAGAAAGAGAAAGGUUUCGUUCAUGGAAGUAGUAAAAAAAGGCCAUGGCAAGUGGUGGAGAUGGUGCAUCUCUUCAUGGUCAUUCAUGCCACUGAGCACUAAAUUAUGGAAAGGAGCUUUCUUUUUGGUGGAAUACAUGUAUUUAAUGCUUUCCUCCACCCUGUCCUUGGAGUUGUGUGUGCCUUUUACCCAGAACUUGGAUUUGCUUUCUCACCCUCUUGUCUCUGCUUUUUUAUGCUUCCCUUCCUGCCAAAGGUGGUGUUGUUGGAUAUGAUCACCUCACUCAGGCUACAGCUAGUACCACCACCCCUUCCUGCCGUUGAGCUCGAUCCCACCCAUGCCAUGGAAGAUGCUGAGCUCCAUGGAUUUGCCUAGCGGCGGUGGUGGUGUUGCUGCUGCUGCGCAGGCUCAUGGGAUCAACAGGCAGCACGUCCAGGCGGCCAUUGUGAAGGCAGCUGAGCUGAGGGCGCUCCACGCGGCGCUGCUCCAAGGUGGCUCCGGCGGCAGCCCCGCCGCGGUGAGGUUGCCCGCCGGUGCUUCCCCUUCCGUUUCUCGCGGAGCUAGCCAGUUCACGGUACCUGAAGAUUACCCGGUCUUCACGCCGAGUUAUGAAGAGGACCCCCUGCCCGGAUACCACUAUUUUCAUCCGGAGAAUAGAAGCUUAUCGCAAAUCUGGAAUGAAAUCGGUCUGGAAGAAGGAAAAGAUAGUGAAGCAGUUGCCUUUGUUAAUAGAAGUACGAAUAAGCUUUCUCCAUCAAUCAGUGAACUGCACAUUCCCUCUGCAAUUGAGAAUGUAUCCAAUGGAACCUCAUGCGCUAACCAUAUGCCCCCGCUGCAAGCCUCUUCGGAAGCUGAUGAUGUCAAGUCCUUAGGUAGAAGAACAGAAUCUGGAGAAUAUACAACAGUCUUGACAAACGAUACAUGCAACCAAGAAACUGUAAACAUGGAAGUGGGUGGUGAUCGGAAGAACCUCAAGAAUGCCAAGCGCACAGAGGUCUCACACGAUCCCGAGCAAUCUGUAAAGACACACAUAAAACACAGAGGGUCAGGUCUUUCAUGGUUGUUUCCAAAAUCAAAAAAGAAAUCCAAGCCGGAGAUGUCACCGAAAAUGAUGGAAUCUGAGGGCAUGUCCCAAAUCUUGAAGGAAUGGGGGGUUCUAUCACUGGAAUCGCUGAAGAAGGAGCUCCUCGAGGCCAAUGAAAACAGGGAUGCUGCACUGGCAGAAGUCUCAGAGAUGAGGUCCUCAUUGGGAGAGCUGCAACAGAAGCUAGUCAGUUUAGAAGCAUAUUGUGCAGAGCUGAAGAAGGCCUUAAAACAUGGUAUGCAUCCAAAGAGUUCCCAGAUUUCGGACAGAUCUAAUUUGUCAAAGAGAACAAAGGCCAUGAGCAGCAACAGAGACAAUUCGAUGCCUGUGAGCCAAGAGGUAAUGGUUGAGGGCUUCUUGCAGAUAGUUUCAGAAGCCAGGCUCUCAGUCAAGCAGUUCUGCAAGAUGCUCAUCCACCAGAUUGAGGAAUCCGAUGAUGAUCUGUCAGAGAAACUAAAUUUACUUCUCCAGCCACAUCAGAUGGCACUGAUCACUGGUAAGUACUCAAAAGGAGUUAUCUAUCAUUUGGAAGCAUUCGUAAACCAAACUCUAUAUCAGGAUUUCGAGAACUGUGUGUUCCAUAAGAAUGGUUGUCCAAAAUUUCUGGAUCCCCGGGAAAAGUGCAGGGAGAACUUCUCAUCUUUUGUUGGGCUUCGGAAUUUGAGCUGGAACGAGGUGUUGCAGAAAGGGACCAAGUACUACAGUGAGGAUUUCAGCAGGUUUUGCGAUCAAAAAAUGAGCUGCAUUGUUUCCAUGCUUGAUUGGUCAGCGCCAUGGCCUGAGCAGCUUCUGCAAUGCUUCUUUAUCGCCGCCAAGUGUAUUUGGUUGCUCCAUUUGCUGGCCUUUUCCUUCAGCCCACCCUUGACGAUCUUGCGUGUCGAGGAAGAUCGUGAAUUCAAUCCCCUCUACAUGGAGGAUAUUCCCUUGGACAGGCACAGACCGCAAGGCGCUACCCGAGUUAAGAUCAUGGUGAUGCCGGGAUUCUAUGUUCAAGAUAGGGUGCUGAAGUGCAGGGUCCUCUGCAGGCAUGGUUCUGUACCAUAAUCAUUCGUUCCAAAGAAUUCUUUUCUUUUUCUUUAGCACCACAUUUCGGCUUUCUGGAGUGAUCAAAAUUGAUAUUUCAUCUCCAUAACUGCAUGCUUCUCUUUUAAUCUCUCUUCUCGAGUACAGUUUGUAAUAUCCAACUAACCACAAGUGACCAUUUGGAGAACUUGUAGUGGAUCCUGUCAUAAUUAUGAACAACUAAAGAAAUUUGAUCACAGUUACCUGAUCCA